AUGUCCUUUCCUGACAAGAUUGUUGCCGACUUCAACGUGGAUUACGACCAGAAGAGCCUCUGGAUCGUCCUGGGCUCCAUCGCCUUCAACCCCAUCUUUUGGAACAUUGUUGCUCGAGCCGAGUACAACACCCACUUUCUGACUAAGCUGGCUGGAGGAGCCAAGACCGGAUGCUAUCUGCUGGCCAUCACCAUUUUCUCGCUCGGUAUCUUCCGAGACUACCUUUACCACCAGGCUCUUGAGCAGCAGCCCACCUCCAUUCUGCUGUCGGUCACUUACGUUGACAUUGUCAAGCCUCUGGCCAUUGUGCUGUUUGCUGUUGGCAACGUGCUGGUCCUUACCUCCAUGUACGCCCUGGGCGUCACCGGAACCUACCUCGGCGACUACUUUGGCAUUCUCAUGAACGAGCGAGUCACCGGCUUCCCCUUCAAUGUGUCCAACAACCCCAUGUACCACGGCUCCACUCUGUGUUUCCUGGCUUCCGCUCUGUGGUACGCCAAGCCCGCAGGCCUGCUCAUCACCGCCUUUGUGUCGCUCAUGUACUCCAUUGCUCUCAAGUUCGAGGAACCCUUCACCGGUGAGAUCUACGCUAAGCGAGACCGGGAGCUCGCUGCCAAGCAGAAGUAA
Molecule: messenger RNA, 627 nt
Organism: Yarrowia lipolytica CLIB122
Lineage: Eukaryota; Fungi; Ascomycota; Dipodascomycetes; Dipodascales
Biological process (GO): phosphatidylcholine biosynthetic process
Molecular function (GO): S-adenosylmethionine-dependent methyltransferase activity
Source: RefSeq, a predicted model, not a curated record